UGAAGAGCCAUCGAGAAAUCCCAUAAGGCUCAGCUGGUUAACCUGACACAGAAGAGCUGCUGCAAGCUGUCGAGAGCUAAACAAGCUACUAAAUAUACUAUUUGACAUGUAGGGUUUGAAGUCGAAGCGUUGAAGUGUGAAAUAAAGAAGUUUGCGUGAUGUUUACUGUCUAGCUGACGGCUAACAGAUCCGAUCUACUCUGUAUUACGACAUCAAUCUUCCAGAACCUUUACACGCUUAUUCGUCGCUUGUUAAAUUGUUAAAACACCACUUAUUAACGGUCAUCAGUGUAUUAAAGAUUGUAAACCAGGUUUGGAAACGGUCUGGCCCUGAAAGCGACUUGAUUGAGUGCCUUAUGACAUAAGAUUGUUUACUGGCUGUUAAACGGUGUGAUCUUUAAUCUUUUACUGAGACCUCAUUGGACAUGGACAUGAAUUCUGCGUCGUUCAUAUAAACACUGGUUUGGGGACCAUACACGAUAUUGAAUGCUGCUGGAGUUUUGAAUCCACUGAAGUUGUUUGAUGCAUAGCCUUCUGAUAAAGCAAGACAAAAAUGGAGGAUAAUUUAAAAAGAUCUUCACCGAAGGAUCAGACAGGCCAGUCCUCAUGUGAAGACUGGUUUAAGAGAAGGCAAAGAUCAGUAGACCAUCAGUAUGACACGACACCAAGAAAGCACAGCUACAACAACAGCUCUCAUGUCACCUCCAAGAGUGCUUCUCUCAAAACUCAUCGUAGUGGACUAAAUGAUGGCUCAAACAAGGACAGUAGAGCUGAGCCUUCCCCCCAGGAUAAAAGAAUCAGCAGAAGAUCAACAGACAGAAGAGGUUACAGAGGGACCACACUUACUCCAAACCCUGCUGACAGAGCUAAAUCUGCAGUUACAUGUAGUAGCACAUUUGAAAUGAAACUGACAGACUUCCCUGAAUUGGGUGACAUCACACUCCGCAACCCCUCAGCAAACUCUUGGCACCAGGAACCAUCAACAGGUGUUGGCACAGUCAUGCCAGCAGAGCGACCGAGUUCACCAGCAGUCAUCUGGAAGAGUGUAUCAAAGCGAAGAACCAAGUCUGCUCAGCAAGUCCCAUCAAGUGGAAAGAGUGACACUUUGUCAGCUGUCACAGCAGAUCCGGAUAGUGCAUUAUCCAAUCCCAUUGGAUCUCCUGCACCAUCCUGGGCAAAUAUUGCCUCUCAGCCUCCCAAAGUAAUCCAGACAAUUCCCAAAGCCAGUGCAUCCUCUCAGGAGGAUUUAUCGGCACAACCAACAGAACAGAAAGCAGAGAAGAAGAGAAGAAAGAAAAAGAAGAAAUCCAAAACAGCCUCUGAAGACAUAAAGGAGCAGACACCAGAGGAACAUUUCAUACAGCAGGAACCACCAAAGUUUGAGGAUGAAGAGGAAUUUCCAGACCUGUCACUUGCAUUUGAACUCAAAAGACAUUCUGGAGCACAGAAAGAAGGAUUGUCUCUAAAUCCGGAGAUAAAAUUCAAAUCCACUAAUUCUGCCUCUAGAGACACUAAGAAAACACAGCAGACUAGUCAGAAGAAGUCAAAAGUUCCUGUACAGCUUGACCUUGGAAACAUGCUGACAUUUCUUGAACAGAAGCAACAGUCUCAGAAAUCAAAACAAGACCAGCGGCCAGUAAUGCUAUCAGUUGGUGGAGCUCUACCUGUAGUACACAAAGAACCUUUAGUUCAGAAGAAGCCAUGGCAGCAAGAAAAGACACCACACAACCCACUGGACUCCACCUGUCCUUUAGUGAAAAAGGGAAAGCAACGAGAAGUUCCCAAGGCAAAGAAACCAACACCACUGAAAAGAGUCAUUCUGCGGGAAAGAGAGGAGAGAAAACAGAACCGCUUGCUAGUGGAGAGAGACCCAGCCAGUGUGGCCGCCGAACCUUGUGAAAAGGAAACUAGUAAUAGCGAAAACCCUUCUGAAACAAGUCUGACUGACCAGGACCAACAUGUUCUAACAGAUACAGAUGACAACCCUGAAGUUGUUGGUACUGAAGAGUCGGAGAGUGACCAGCCUGCUUCACCAUCUAAUGACACGUUGGAAAACGGUGUGGUAGAAAAUGCAACACUACAAACCUGCAAUCCCAGUUCUAAACCCAAUCUUCCCAAAAUCCACAGCAGGAAGUUUAGAGACUACUGCAACCAGGUACUUAGCAAAGAUGUAGAUGAAUGUGUGAGUGGCUUAUUGAAGGAGCUGGUGAGGUUUCAGGAUCGUCUGUAUCAGAAAGAUCCCAUGAAAGCCAGGAUGAAGCGGCGUCUGGUCAUGGGCCUCAGAGAAGUGCUGAAGCACCUCAAACUUAAGAAGGUCAAGUGCGUUAUCAUCUCGCCCAACUGUGAACGGAUUCAGUCCAAAGGUGGUCUAGAUGAGGCUCUUCACACUAUUAUUGAAACGUGCCGUGAUCAAGGCGUUCCAUUCGUGUUCGCCUUGUCGAGAAAGGCACUGGGCCGCUGUGUUAAUAAAGCCGUCCCUGUCAGCUUGGUGGGCAUCUUUAACUAUGACGGUGCUCAGGACCACUAUCAUAAAAUGAUUGAGUUAUCGGCUGAGGCGAGAAAGGCCUAUGAAGUGAUGAUUGCAAAUCUCGAGGCAGCAUCACAGGAGCAGGAGGAAGUGCAGGACGUGGAGCCACCGGUGGAACCUUCUGAACCUGAUGAGCCAGAGUACAUAAAAAUCUGGAAGAAAAUGCUGGAGAAAGAUUACAACCACCCCUUCCUGAACUUUGAGGAGCAGUUUUCAUCUGUCUCCAUCCAUUCAGAUCAGCUGCUGAAUGACCACGAAGGAAGUUGAUGGAGGUACACAAAUGAGUGAGACAAAAUGUUAGUUUUGCUGGGUGAGGCUUUAGGACAUGGAUCAUGUGCGAUAAUGAAAAAGUCCAUUGAAGAGGAAUCGCUUGAAGUACCAAAUGUGCCUAUGAUUAAGUCUAGAGGAUUAUAUUGAAAUUAAAAAUGUAAACUUAUUCCUGUGGCCUGGAAUGCUGUAAUAAACCAAGAAGCAAUACAGCUGAAAAUGGAGAACAGCCCUUGACUAACAAUAUUUUCUUAGAGGUAUCACAUAGUUUGUUUCGCAGUCUGAAUGGUGAAUAUUUUUGCAAAUAUCUAUAAUCACUCUAUUUCUAUUAAAAUAAGUGUUAAUAGUUUAAUAUUGAUCCUUGAAACAAUCUAGCCCCUAUGAUUAUGUACAUGUUUACAUUUGAAAAACAAAUGUAUUUUCUUUCCAGAAUUGAAUGCACAACUUUACUAAUCAUGACCAACAAAUGUUUGUAAUGACCAUGAACUGUUUGUGGGAAUACCGCCCUCUCUUAGAACUUAAUUCAUAGUCCUCACUUUUAAUGUGUAAGCCACCUUUGGCUGAUCUUCAUUUUUGAAUUCCUCAGCGCUAGCUAAUCCAUUUAUACUGAAUCUCUGUAGUUUCCAGAGUCCUUGUAGGAGGUUCUCUUUUGUAACAUUUACCCAGGUUUAUGUCUUGAUGCUGUUGACUGCAGUUAAUAGAAAAUGUGUAUGUUAUGCAAUUGUGUAGUACUCAGCUGAUCAGUGGUACGUAUACAUGUAGCAUAGAGCUGACAAUUUACAACUUCACUUUGCAGUACUAGGUAACUAAAGGAAUCAUUUCACAUAUACAUUUUCUGCUUUGCUGCUAUGUACUCUGACAUGUAAGGAAUGUUGACUUUGGGACCAGAAACAUCUUUGUGUUUGUGAAGAAUUCAAUGCAAGCACAAGAGUUUUCUCCAUUAUUUACAAUAGAUUCUUUGCAAUAAACUAGUUUGUCUUUUAUGUGUAAUUUACCCAUCCUUGGAACACUGUUAUAAAGUAAGUGAAAAUUA
Messenger RNA from Myxocyprinus asiaticus (Chinese sucker), 3826 nucleotides. RefSeq names its product selenocysteine insertion sequence-binding protein 2-like. The coding region runs from base 553 to 2793 and encodes 746 amino acids. The transcript has 18 exons. Gene Ontology annotation, biological process: selenocysteine incorporation. Gene Ontology annotation, molecular function: mRNA 3'-UTR binding; selenocysteine insertion sequence binding; ribonucleoprotein complex binding. NCBI's taxonomy places the organism in Eukaryota, Metazoa, Chordata, Actinopteri, Cypriniformes, Catostomidae. Gene Ontology annotation, cellular component: ribonucleoprotein complex. The record is from RefSeq and is a predicted model, not a curated record.